Anas platyrhynchos (mallard) is the source of this 1206-nucleotide messenger RNA. It is a transcript of the gene PRXL2A, whose product is annotated as peroxiredoxin like 2A. Gene Ontology annotation, molecular function: antioxidant activity. The record is from RefSeq and is a predicted model, not a curated record. NCBI's taxonomy places the organism in Eukaryota, Metazoa, Chordata, Aves, Anseriformes, Anatidae.
GGCGGGUUGAGCUCUCUGUAAGCGAUCUGGCAGUGGAUUGGGCAGCUCUGCUCGCUCCUACCCGCCGCCGGCCAGUUGCGGCGCUCAGUGCUGCGGGUGGCGGCUGCGGUGGCGGAGCGCCCCCAGCUCCCCCCCGGCCGCCGCGGGGGCUCUCCGGAAAUGUCCUUUCUACCUGACUUUGGAAUCUUCACCAUGGGCUUGUGGUCUGUCGGUCUUGGAGCAAUUGGUGCCGCUGUGACAGGGAUUGUCCUUGCUAACACAGACUUAUUUUUGUCCAAGCCAGAAAAGGCUACAUUGGAGUUUUUGGAGGAGAUUGAGCUAAAAACUUUGGGAUCAGAACAAAGAACUUUCAAAGCAGGAGAACUAUGGAAGAAGAAUGGUGCAGUGAUAAUGGCUGUGCGAAGACCUGGAUGAUUUUUGUGCAGAGAGGAGGCUUCUGAGCUUUCCUCUCUGAAACCUCAGCUGUCCAAGCUGGGUGUCCCUCUCUAUGCAGUUGUGAAAGAGAAGAUAGGGACUGAAGUGGAAGAUUUUCAGCAUUACUUCAAAGGAGAAAUCUUUCUGGAUGAAAAGAGAAGCUUCUAUGGUCCACGAAGGAGAAAAAUGAUGAUGUCGGGCUUCUUCCGCUUUGGAGUCUGGCAAAAUUUCUUCCGUGCUUGGAAAAAUGGCUAUAGCGGUAACCUGGAAGGCGAAGGAUUCACCCUGGGAGGCGUGUAUGUGAUUGGGGCAGGAAGACAGGGUGUUCUACUGGAACAUCGUGAGAAAGAAUUUGGUGACAAAGUCAGCCUUCCAUCUGUCCUUGAAGCUGCUGAGAAGAUAAAACCACAAGCUUCAGAAGUGAAAAAAUAGUUGCAUGUUUUUCUGAUCACAGCUUGAAAUGUAAAAUGCAUCUUUUUCUUGAACGUGCAGUUCAAUGGCUUGUUAACUAUUUAGUGAUCAUCACAGAAGAAAGAUUCUCUAUUCGAAUAUAAUUGAUGAAAACCUUCCUUGUUGUUGCUUUGCAACCUUUCGGGUGGUCAGGGUUUCAGUUGGCCUUUUGUGUCUGACUAUUAAUGAAAGGCUAGGUCUAAAAUCUGACGUAGCCUAGAUGUUCUCAGUCAGAGACAGUCGACUGAAAGCCUGUCUGCCUAGGGGAGCUUUGCUGAGGCUGGAGAAAUUGCGUAUCUGUAGAGUUUGAAGGAUAAUAAAAUUUUAUGUAGAUGAAAUGUC